Molecule: messenger RNA, 450 nt
Organism: Staurois parvus
Lineage: Eukaryota; Metazoa; Chordata; Amphibia; Anura; Ranidae
Source: the annotation of a GenBank genome assembly
AGGUCUCGGGCCCUCAGGCGGAGCGGCAGGCGCCGGACCCCCAGGAGGAGCGACAGGUCUCGGGCCCUCAGGCGGAGCGGCGGGCGCCGGGACCCCCAGAUGGAGCGACAGGUCUCGGGCCCUCAGGCGGAGCGGCGGGCGCCGGACCCCCAGGCGGGGGCGGCGGGCACCGAGUCACCAGGCACAACAGUGGGCUCCGAGUCAACUGGGAUGACCGCUGGCACUGGGUCAGACAUUGGAUCGUCUGGCUGGACAGCGGGCAUCGGGUCACCAGGCAUCAGGUCAUUUGGCUCGACAGCGGGCACCGCGUCAUCUGGCAAGGCAGUGGGCUCCGAGUCAACUGACAUUGGAUCGUCUGACUGGACAGCGGCUCUGAGUCAAUUGGCACGACAGCGGGCACUGGAUCAGGUACCGGAUCAUCUGGAUCAACAGCGGGCAUCGAGUCAACUG